This is a messenger RNA of Aspergillus aculeatus ATCC 16872, 456 nucleotides long. RefSeq lists its product as uncharacterized. Bases 1 to 456 code for a protein of 151 amino acids. Lineage: Eukaryota; Fungi; Ascomycota; Eurotiomycetes; Eurotiales; Aspergillaceae. The record is from RefSeq and is a predicted model, not a curated record. The transcript has a single exon.
AUGUGCACCUCCACAAUCCGCACCUACAGAUGCGGCUGCGUCCUCGACGAGUCCACGCACCGGUGCACAGAAGCCACUAACCCCGACACCGACACCGAAAAAUGCCCAGGGUUAGUCGUAGAACACACCGGCAGCAUCGACGAGCCCUGCGCCAAGUGCGCGCGACUCGAGGAGGAGCCCGUAGAGGUCUACUCGGACGGGGCGGUGUCGGAGUCCGAUGCCGAUGUCGAUGCCGAUGCCGAUGCCGAUGGGUACGAGAACCUGAACAGGACGGGGCCGGGCACCAUGCCCUACACCUCCGGGGUGUGGGAGCGGAACCGGCUGAUCAUGUAUGACUAUGCGGACUGGGUGAAGUCGAGGGGUUGUCGGCGGGGAGGUGGGCAGCAUGGCAGCAGUGGAAAUGGCCCGCCGCCGCCGCCUUCGGCGGAUGGAUUUGAGGAUGAUCAUGUUGACUAA